CAAAGAGAGGAAGUUCAAGUCAGUAUUCAAGAGACAGAGCAGAGAUCUCUCGAGGAAAGCAACCUGUGAGGGAACCAAUGCAGUUGGUUGAUGAGGAUAUUGAAUAUGGGCCUAAGAUAGCUCCAGCUGCAAGGGUUGCUAGACCGGUGAAGAAAGGAAAUAAAGCAAAAGAUGAUGAAAAAGUCCUUACCUGCCAUGACUACCAUGCUCUGUUUUCGCAACACGAGUUUCUGGGGACGAAGUAUCCUCACUGGAAGACGAUGGAAGAUCUCGGGAUUUCUGAAGAUGUCGAGUAUCUCCUCAGAUAAUGAAAUCUCCAUACGCACAUGUUCAGACCAAUGGAGAGUUUCAAAGAAGAGACGAUUCAGUUUCUUUCAUGAAUUUCUCUUCUUUCAAACUCUCCAUUGGUCUGAACAUGUGCGUAUGGAGAUUGCAUUGUCAAAGGAGAUACUCGACAUCUUCAGAAAUCCCGAGGUCUUCCAUCGUCUUCCGGUGAGGAUACCUCGUCCCCAGAAACUCGUGUUG
Messenger RNA from Arabidopsis arenosa, 525 nucleotides. The record is from the annotation of a GenBank genome assembly. NCBI's taxonomy places the organism in Eukaryota, Viridiplantae, Streptophyta, Magnoliopsida, Brassicales, Brassicaceae.